CAACUAGUGAUUUGUAUAUUACCGUAGAGUUAAAAUGUUGCAAAUGUGGUGAUCGAUUGUGAAAAUGGCUUUGAAUUUUUUUACAUUUCUAAUAAUUUAUUUUGGCUAUGCAAAUUGUAUAGAAAAAUAUGACGACAGACCAAGAAUUUAUGUAUCAAAUGGAGACCUGAAAGUUAUAGCUCCACCCGGUAAAAAUAUCGACUUUGUUGCACGUGGGACUUCUGUGGUGUCUAUAAAUAACAUAAACGUUUUGACAACACUAAUUAAAGCUCACAAUGCUACUAAAUUAACCGAAAGUUAUCAGCACACAUUAGUGUCGUACAAUGACAGAUUGGAAGCGCUGGAAGGAAGAAAUGUAGAUAAUCCUGUUCCUCUUGGUACUAAUGCCAGUGCGCCAGACUUAUUAAUUAUCUCUAGGUUGUCUUCUAAGGUUUAUCUCCUCUCUAUUAGGGUUAAUAGACUCUUUCGAAUGGUGAGGAAUAUAACAGCAACAUUAUCAAAAGACGACUGCUUAAGCAAUCCAUGUAAAAAUGGAGGUACAUGUCAAGACAUGUAUUCAAAAUAUUUAUGCAACUGUGCUCCAGGCUGGGAAGGCCCCGAUUGCUCUGUAGACGUAAAUGAAUGUUCUAGAAUACAAGGAACUGAUCUAGGUUGUCAAAAUGGUGGAAUUUGUCGCAAUACUAUUGGAUCUUAUGCAUGUGACUGUCUGAAUGGCUUUAUCGGACUGCACUGCAGUAGGAAAUCGGUGGAUUGUAUGACAGCUGGUUCAGAAUUAUGUGGACACGGGACAUGUGUAGCUCAAAGCAAUGAAAAGGGUUACAAAUGUCUUUGUGAUGCUGGUUGGACUGUAGAAUCAACUGGCCUUGCUUGCACCAAAGACGUGAACGAAUGUCAACAGAAACAUCCAUCAUGCGCUACAGGAGUAUUGUGUAUAAACGUUCCGGGGUCCUUCUAUUGCGGAUCUUGUCCUCCAGGUUUUACUGGUAAUGGCUACCAUUGUACUGAUAUUAACGAAUGUGACACUAAUAAUGGAGGUUGCAGUUUAAAUCCGCUGGUUCUAUGUAUUAACACACAUGGAUCAAGAGUAUGUGCACCUUGUCCUGCUGGAUAUGCUGGUGAUGGUACUACUUGUUCCUUCCAAGGAGUUUGCAACGUAAAUAAUGGAGGCUGUCAUCCAAUGGCUAGAUGUACAGAAAAUUCUGUAAUUGGUACCCAAUGUACAUGCCCUCUGGGAUAUAUAGGAAACGGAAUUGGUCUAAGUGGUUGUGUCCGUUCAGAUAUAGUACCCAACCAGCAUCCUUGUUUGCCCAAUCCUUGCUUGAACGGUGCAUGUUCAGUCAACGCUUCAUCUGGUUCUUACCAAUGCCAAUGUUACCGCCAUUAUAGAGGAAGGAAUUGUGACAUCCUAGCAGGAGAUGCCUGCACACCAAAUCCUUGCAUGAAUAAUGGUGAAUGUCAGAUAAUUAAUAACAAAUAUAAAUGCAAGUGCAAGACUGGAUACUCCGGUAACUUCUGUACAUACCAACUUCUAGGUUGCGGAGGAGUUCUUAAAGCUAAUAAUGGAACACUGAAAUAUCCUACAGGCGAAUUUGCAUCGGUCAACCUUCAAUCAAAUUGCGUCUGGACAAUUUUAUUAAACGACACCACUAAAGUUAUUUUUAUUAACAUUACGAAGUUUGAUAUUGAAGAAUCACCUUCCUGUCGAAAGAACUAUCUUGAGAUUCACGACGGUGGAAAUACAGCGGCUCAAACUAUAGGUAGAUUUUGUGGAAAGAAAAAACCUCUGAAUGGGACGUUUACUUCAACUCAUGACCGCCUCUAUUUCUGGUAUAGAUCUACCUCUGGCAAUUCUGUAGCUGGAUUUGAGCUUACAUGGAAAACCCAAGCACCAAUUUGUGAUAAGCUUUUGAUACAACAUUCGCAUGGUUCAAUACAAUCGCCUGGCUCACCUGGAAAUUACCCUCUAAAUCGGGAUUGUCACUGGAGGCUAUUUACAUCACUGGAUAAAAGAUACAUGUUUCAUUUCUUCACUCUAAACAUAGGAGACAAUGCAGAUUGUAGUGCCGAUUUUAUCAAGUUUUAUUCAUCAUUGUAUCCAAUGGAAGACAGCCUUUUCGCCAAAUUUUGUAACAGCUCUUCUCCAGCACCUUUCUAUUCACCAGGAUCAAGAGUAACGGUCCAUUUCCAUUCAGAUAAUAAGAAUACAUAUCCAGGAUUCCAACUCACUUAUUCUGAAGUAGAAGGGGUACCAGGAUGUGGAGGAACUUUCACGAAAUCUGAAGGAAUCAUACAAUCAGCGCAUCUAGAUUCUGGAGAUUUAUCAGUGUGUGAAUACAAAAUUCAACAAACUCCAGAUCGAAAGAUAAAAAUCAAUUUUAUUAAAUUUGAUCUGAGUGGUCCAGGAGGAUGCACUUUUAAUUACGUUGAGAUCCAUGAAGGCAAUAGCGAAGACUCACCAAGUGUUGGAAGAUAUUGCGGAAGUAAAAUCCCAGCUCCAUACAUUUCGCAGGGGAAUCAGUUAACAAUAAUGUCUUCUUCUUCAGGGAGUAAUCCCGACAAGGGUUGGAAGCUUGAAUAUAUAAGUGUUUGUGGUUCGAAAUUUACUGAUUUUUCUGGAUCAUUCAAUUCAAGUACGGUUGGCAGAGAUUCACUGGAUUGUAUCUAUCAAAUAGAGAGACCUCCUGGAAAUAUAAUCAUGCUGUUUAUGAAGAUAAAUAUGCCGCAACUGGCUUAUAUAAGAUUCAGAAGAAAUACAGUGGGUAAUCCAUAUCUUUCAGUGAAUAACUGUUUCUCUCGAUACGUUGAGGUAAGAGACGGCGAUCAUGAAAAUGCUACUUUGAUUGGUAAAUACUGCGGUACGAGAACUAUCAAUAUUACGUCAUCACAUAAUUUCCUUUGGAUAGGAGUACAUUAUCGAAGAUUGCGUUCACGAUUUAGUAAUGAAGUACCCGUUACAUUUGAGUAUCUUUCAUUGGAUGUUGGUUGUGGAGGAAUUCUUCGAAAUAAAAUUGGUAAUAUAGCAUCGCCUACCCAUCCUGAUGGAUCAUAUCCUUCGAAUUUGAAUUGUAAAUGGACUAUUAUAGCUCCACCUCAAGAUGUUAUUAAAUUAACCUGGAUGACUUUCUAUAUAGAAGAAAGUAACGAAUGUACAUAUGAUAAUGUCAAGGUAUUUGAUAAUAAUACAGAUCUGGGCGAAGGAGCUCUUAUGGGAAAAUACUGCGGGUUUACAUUACCACCAACUUUACUAAGUUCGUCAAAUAUGAUGACAAUAGUUUUUAAAACAGACGUUACAGUUAAUAUGGAUGGUUUUUUGGCAUCCUAUGUUACUGUACCAGAAAAAGAUGUUUGCGGUGGGCAUUACUUUACGCCUUCUGGUGUUAUAAAAUCACCUAGAUAUCCAGAAUCAUAUCCAACUAACAGGCAGUGUACUUGGACGAUAAACGUACCUCCUGGACAACAAAUCAUGCUGAACGUUACAGAAUUCAAUAUAGAAUUCUAUUCUGGAUGUAGAUAUGAUUGGCUUGAAAUACGAAAUGGCGGUACUUCAGCUUCUCCUUUAAUAGGAAAAUACUGUGGUACGACGAUUCCAAAACAAAUUACUUCUCAUGCGAACAAAUUUUAUAUUUUCUUCAAGUCAGAUUUAAGUAGAAGCGGUCCAGGAUUUAGAAUAACUUGGUCUUCAGCGGCAACAGGUUGUGGUGGAGUUUUAACAUCGCCUACAGGUUCUUUGAUAUCGCCACAUUAUCCAGAACCCUAUAGCAAAAAUACGGAAUGUUUAUGGAAAAUCAUUACUAGCGCUGGGUCUCGUUUGCAAGUAGUCUUUUCCGAUAUCAGUCUGGAAAGGCACAUACAAUGUAUGUCAGAUUAUGUGCAGUUAUUUGACGGACUUACCAUCAAUUCAAAUUCUUUGGGUAAAUAUUGUUUAGAAGCACCAAAUCCCAUAAAGUCUACUGCCAAUGAAAUGUUGGUAAAGUUCAGAUCAGACGUAGCUUUUCAAGGAAGAGGUUUUCAACUGCAUUAUUCCACAGUAUGCCGAAACACUGUCAAAGGAUUUAGAGGUGUCAUUGAAAGCCCCAACUUCCCCAAUGACUAUCCAGAGGAUCAAGAUUGUUUAUGGGAAAUCGAAGUUUCAGAUAAAAAUAAAAUAAAUAUCACGUUCUCUCAUUUUGAAUUAGAAAGAUCUUCUACAUACGCAAACAAUAGUUGUGAAUAUGAUUAUGUGGAGAUAAGUUACGCUGAAACUUCAGGUGAUUACGACGAGGCAAGAACAUACACUAAGUACGGGAAGUACUGCGGUCAGCAGAGUCCUGGGCACAUCAGUUUGAACUCAGAUCAUGUCCAAAUACGAUUCGUGAGUGACAAGCUAUUACUAGGAACUGGAUUUAGACUGGAAUGGGAAAUAUUCGGUUGCGGUGGUAUACUUAAGAAAAAAUCAGGAACGAUUACUUCGCCAAAUUAUCCUUUAGCCUACCCUAUGUCAACAGUAUGCGAAUGGAGAAUAGAGGUAGAUUUUGGACAGAGCAUACGGUUGGAGUUCCAAGAUGUUGAUAUAGAAAAGGACACAGUUUGCGACUUCGAUUCAGUAUCGGUCUAUAAUGGAAUAGAUGACACAUAUAAUUUAUUGUCAAAAAUUUGUAGACAAAAUAAGAACACAAUAAUAUCUAGUACAGGAAAUUACAUGUUUGUUAGAUUUAAAUCAGAUCCUAGUUAUCAAGGCAAAGGUUUUAGUGCAAAUUAUUCGACAAUACCUACCACAUGUGGUGGCCUAAUGACAGGAGUCGAAGGCUUUAUCUAUUCACCAAAUUAUCCUAAAAAUUAUAACAAAAAUGAAACAUGCGAAUGGUUUAUAGACGUAGAUGAAGGACAUUCUGUGGAGCUGAAAUUCGAAGAUGUAGAUCUAUUCCAAUCAACCAACUGCCUGCAAAAUUACGUCAAGAUUCACGAUGGUCCCUCGGCAGCAUUUCCAGUAUUAAAAACAGUAUGUGGAACUGACACUCCCAAUGACACCAUCAGAUCCACUUACAAUAACGUUUUCGUCGAAUUUAAAACCCACGCACUUUUUACUUCUAAAGGAUUCAAACUACAUUACCAUAAAUCCUGCGGAUCAAGGAUAACUACUCAGAGUAGUGGCGUCAUUGGUAUUAAUCAGGAUGAAUUUUCUGAAGUUAUGCAGGACUGUAAUUGGAUAAUCGUCGCUACUGAUCCAUCGAAACACGUUUCUUUGACUAUCUCACGGAUUUCUGCUAUGUAUUACUGUGAUGAGAGCGAAGCAUCAGUUAAAAUCUAUAACGGGCAAUCAUUAGAUUCCCCAUUAAUAGGCCAAUACUGUGGACCAAAAGUCCCUCCAACUAUUGUUAGCGAUGGCUCAGCUAUAUCCGUCAAUAUAACUGAGCAAACUGACUUUUUUGCUAGUUAUACAGUCAUAGAUUCGCAUUGUGGAGGAACCUUAACGUCAUCUGAGGGUUAUUUUGCUACACCAGGUUAUCCUAAAAAGUAUGCAUCCAAUAUGGAAUGUGAAUGGACCAUUCAAAUAUCUCCAGGAAACCACAUUAGUCUAAACUUUAUCGAAUUUGAUCUACUAGAUUCUGAAAACUGUAAUGCAGAUUAUCUUGAAAUUAGAUCUAAUAAUGCAUCUGGUAAAUUAUUGGGAGUAUUUUGUGGAAGUAACGAACCAGAAAAUAUAACGCACGUCGGUAGUUUAUGGAUGCUAUAUAAAGGUAGUAAACCAGAAAAGGGCGACACUGAAAUAACAGCAAAAGGUUUUUACGGAGAAUAUAUUUUGAAUACUAUUAACGAACUGACUGGUACUAGAGGGGAAAUAUGGUCACCUUUAUACCCCCUUACCGUUAUAGAAUACAAAACGUAUUCCUGGAAAAUAACAGUUGCAACUAAAAAAAGGAUCCUAUUAUCCUUUAAGGAGUUUUACUUAGACGCUAUAAACUCCCUCGACGAUGAAUGCUAUUUUGCAACAUUCGAAGUAUUUGAUGGUGUGGACGAUACUGCCGAAUCCUUAGGAAAAUAUUGUGGUCUAACUCCUCCAGCCCCUAUUAAAUCGACGUCCAACAUAAUGUUAAUUCAAGUUGAAUACAACAGCCCACGUCUUGGGUCUAAAUUUAAAGUCACAUGGGAGGAAGUUGACGGCGCAACUACAUCAAUACUACCAGCAUCGCAAAUAAUAAAUACAAAUUGUAGCAACGAUAACAAAACCGACAUAAAUAUACAUGCCCUCCACAAUUACACACUCACUUCUCCAGGGUAUCCGGAAGGAUAUGCGCCAAACUUAAAAUGCGAAUGGACGUUUUCAACGAUUUCCAUGAAUCACCUAAUUCUAUAUUUCUUCAACAUAGAUUUUAAUAUAUUCUCAAACAGGUUUAGCAUGAAUCGCAUGUGCGAACUCAAUGAUAGAGUAAACAUUUAUGAGAAACACUUUUUCGACAACGAAUGGAAAAAGGUAAAAACUGUAUGCAAGAGCAGUGAUGUAGAAAACUUCGUUCGCACAACGGAUUUGAUGAAAAUCGAGUUUGUAACAACUAGAUUUAUAAAUGGUACUGGAUUUAAAGCUAAAAUCCUAGAAGCUUGCGGUGGAUGGCUCAGAGAAUCUACGGGAUAUAUUAUUUUUGACAAUUCAUCCUUGCGAGGAUCAGAUUGUCAAUGGAAUAUAACAGUAAAGUCUACUAAAACCAUCGAAAUAACAUUUGAAGAAAUGAAUAUAGAAUAUGAUUCUAACAAAGGCUGUAAUAACUUUUUAAUGAUAAGAAAUGGCAAAUUUGCUGAUUCCCCUCUACUAGGUACUGGAAAAUAUUGUGGAACGACUUUACCAGAAAAACUAAGAUCUACAGGAAACAAUGUAUACAUUAAAUAUAAGGGUACAUCAAGCACACAAAGUUUUAGAAUCAAAUACCAAGAAAUCUCCGCCGAUUGCGGUGGUCACAUUAUUCUUAGCAAAUACGACAAUUUCACAGAAAUAUCUUCACCUAACUAUCCAAAUAUACCAACUCCGCAUAUAGAGUGCCAAUGGAUGAUCACAGCUCCUACUGGAGACAUUCUGAGAAUUGAUUUCGAGGACAGAUUUGACUUAACAUUUAGACAAAGCUGUGACGUCGAAUACGUAGAAUUGAGAGACGGUGGCACAGAACACUCAAAUUUGAUUGGAAGAUAUUGUAAAUCAUCUCCCAGUUCUCAAUUUACAACUGAUCAUAUGGUGUUUAUCAAAUUCUUUACUGACAUCGAUGACCCUAAAAACGGCUUCAAAGCGAAAAUCUCAUUAGAUCGAUGUGGUGGUACGAUACGAGGUAAUACCGGCGAAAUUUCAUACAACCAUCUCGGUAAUGCCAAAAUCAACUGCACUUGGCACAUCGCUGGACCCAUUGAUCACUUUUUAUCCAUCAAUUUCACAAAGAUAGAGUUAGCGAGGUGUCAUUUGAAAAAUAAUUAUGUGUCAGUUGAACAACGGAGACAAGUAGCCCAAGAAUCACUGAACUCUACUCUUUCGAAAUUCUGUGGGACCAACUUACCCAAGCCUAUCGUAAGCGAUAACAAUGAAGUCAUUAUCAGAUUCGUCGUAACAGAUGGACCUGGUAAAUUCUUUUUGAAGUACAAAGCUAGCCAGACUGCAUGUGGUGGAAAUAUGAAUGGCGAUACAGGCACUUUACAAUCGCCAGGAUAUCCUGUCAUGAAUCUUUUAAAUAGAUACUGUCAUUGGAAGAUUGAAGUACCAGAAGGAAGGCGCGUGACCUUAAAAUUCCUCGAUAUAGAUCUUGGACCCAAUAUAAUGCGAUUUGAAAAAGCUAUAGCUAUAUACGAUGCAACUGAUCUACGUCGAGUAAAUAUGGCAAUUUCCAUAAUAACUUCGAUGAGUGGCAAUGGAACUUUCGAAUCCACCUCGAACAAAAUGUCUGUUGUCUUCUGGUGUGCUACAAGAUCGGAACACAGAGGGUUUAAAGCUGUUUACACAUCUAAUGCACCAACAAUUUGUGAAGGAGAUUUCAGUCGAGAGAGCGGUAUUAUUAAAACUCCGCCGACGAGAAAUAGUUUGUAUCAUUGCGAAUGGUCCCACGUUCGUAGCGAUAUAGAUCGCUAUAGGACUUUUGCUAUUUCUGUAACUUUGGUAACAAAUGCUACAAAAACUAUAUCUAAUCAUCUAAUAUCGUCGAUUUGUUCCUACUCUUCUUUCUAUGUCGAAGUUACUCCUGAUAAUAAAGACGAUACAUUGGGUAAAUUAUGUUUCAAUACAGGUAAUCCUGUUGUGAUCAGAUCUCCAUUUUUUAAAACUAAAUUAGAGGUUCUAGCUAGUGUAUCGUACAAAAUGAAUUUCACAGCUACCUACUCUACCCACGACUGUGGAGGAAUUGUGCAUGACCAAUCAGGUGUAAUAUCUAGCCCGAAUUAUCCAAACAAACCUACAAAAGCCUACGAAUGUGCCUGGCUAUUGAAAGUAUUGGAGGGGCAGGUUCUAAAUAUAACUUCAAUCAAUAUAAACCUUGGUGACGAUUGUGAGAAAAGCUAUCUUGUUAUUUACAACGGAGAACUUCCAACGUAUCCGAAAAUUGGAAAAUAUUGCAAACAAUCCAAACCAGAGAUGCUAAUAUCUCAAAGCAACAAUUUGUGGAUCGAGUAUAAACAUGAUAUUUCUUCUAAUGGAGUUGGAUUCCAGUUCAAAUAUGAAGCUAUAAGCUCAGGUUGUGGAGGUUUAUUCCAUGAUAAAAAAAGAAACAUUCACUCACCAAACUUUGGAUCUGGAGACUACCCCAAUAACGCUGAAUGCUUAUGGAUCAUCCAAUCGGAGCCUGGCUACCACAUUAGAUUAAACUUUGUUGGUAGAUUCCAUUUGGAACAGAGCAACAAUUGUUCGAAUGAUUUUAUAGAGGUUUGGCAUUGGGAUGACGAAAAAUGGGUUUCACUUGGCAGAAAAUGCGGCAGAGAAAUCCCAACAGCUCUUGAAUCUAAGACUGAUAAAAUGAAGAUUUUGUUUAGAAGCAACGAUAGAAUUAGCGGGGGAGGAUUUAAGGCUACUUGGGAAUGGUUGUGUGGAGGCAAAUUUAUUGCAGACAGAAAGUCCCGAUAUAUCGUCAGUCCUGGUUACCCGUCUCCAUAUCAAAAGAAUCUUAAAUGCGAAUAUAUUAUAACGACUUCAAACCCUACUCGCGAAGCCGUAAAUAUUAAAUUCUUCGAUUUCCAAUUAGAACAAGGAUUUCCUGAAUGCAAAUACGACAACCUCACAAUACAAGGACAGAAUCUCCUUGGAAGUUACGUAUACAGCAAGAAUGUUUAUUGUGGAGACAAGGUACCACCAUCAGUCCGUAUGAGAGGAAUUAUUACUAUUAUUUUCCAAACUGAUCAGUGGUUAAACAAAAGAGGAUUUAAACUUGAGUAUGAAGAUGACAGUUGUGGUGGAGAAAUAACAGAAGAAAGUAUUAUCGAAAAAGAAGUAACUGCUUUUUCAGGAAACAUAGGUUACGGUGGUUUACGUUAUUAUCAACCCAAAGUUCGAUGUGUUUGGAACAUAACUGCCCCUCAAAACCAAAUAGUAAUUCUUUCUAUAGUUAAGAUGGACAUGUAUCUCACUCCAAUGUGUUUCGGCGAAAACUUGGAAGUAUUUAACCAACUGGACACCAACAGAAAAAAUAGAUUAGCUAUAUUAUGUGGUAAUCUAGAGGAAUCAUACCAAAUACCGUCUGAAACAGGUAAAAUGUUGGUAAAAUUGGAGAGCAUGCCCAAUAGGUUUGGAGGUUUCAAAGCUGUAGUCCGAUUUUCACAUGGUCCUGGACAGGGCUGUGGAGGUUUUAUUAAUCUGACUGACGUUAAAACUAUACGCUCUCCCAAUUUGGCAAACCUUGACUGCGGAUGGAAUAUUGUAGCUCCUAGGGACUACCAGAUCGUGGUAACUGUCAAUAAACUGGAUAUAUUGACUGAUUGUGGCCAAGGAAAUAAAACAAACUCAACUUGUGAUUGCAUGUUUUUAGAGAUUCGAGAUGGGUCAAGUCCUUUUGCUGAAAGAAUGGGCAUGUUUUGUACUUCAAUCAAUGUUCCAACAGUACGUCAUACUUCUGCAAAUACUGCCUACGUAAAGCUCUUUAUCAGAGGGCAGAAAAACAACGCUUUAGAAGUAACGCUACGACCAGUUUUAUCCGUUUGUGGUCCGUCAGUUUUAAUCGCCACAAAAGUCAAAAAGGAGUUAUUGUCCCCGAAUUAUUUGGGACACAGUUAUCCAGCAUUCCUGUCAUGUAGUUAUAUAAUUGCUGGUGGAGGCAGGUUCGAUAAAAUAGCUCUGCAUUUUGUCGAAUUUGAUUUGACAGAUGAAAUAUCUGAUAGACCGGACGGUAGUGGGAAUAAAUGUCCAGGAGACUAUCUCCAAAUUUACGAAAAUCCAAAUUCGAAUACUGUCAAUGGAUUGGGAUCAGAAGUGAUUUAUAAUGGACUAACCAAACAUGGUUCUCUAUUGUACACUGAUCCCAGAGGUAGGCACAUUUUCUGUGGUGAAGAUGACAAACCAUUUGAUUAUUAUUCAACUGGAAAUGUAACGAUUUCUUUUAUUACUAAGGGUAAAAUGCCAAAAGGAAGAGGUUUCAAAAUUGAGUACGCUUUAGCAGGUUGCAACAGAAAUUACUCAGAUGAACAUGGAAGAAUUAAUAAUGGUAAUGGUAAUAAUUCUGAAUGUAGAUUCUGGAUCAUGGUGCCCGAGAACAGAACAAUCAGCAUAUACUUUUCUUCAUUUUACAUUUAUUAUUCAAUAAACUGUACUCAAAGUUACCUAGAGGUUAGAGAUGCAUCUCCAACUGGCACAGUGCUUGCAAAAGUAUGUGGAUAUAGAGUGCCUUAUCCAAUAUUUUCUUUAUCAAACAAAUUGUAUUUCAAAGCGGUAAAUAAGAUAUUCUUGACACGUUACGAUCUCCUUUAUACAAGUACUGACCAAGGACGUGGAUGUGGAGGAAAUAUCUACAACAAUAAGGGCACAAUUUUUAGUCCAAUGUUUCCAAAUCCAUUCAGAAACGACACAAGUUGUACAUGGAGAAUUAGAGUACCAUCCAGUUUACAUCUUGUACUCAAAUUUACUAUGUUUGAUAUACAAGGAAAAUGUGAACAAACAAACUUAAAGAUAGAAACCACAACUGAUUCGAACGUAAACAGCGUGGAACUUUGUAGUACUUACCAAGCUGGUAUGGUGUACCGAUCUGAUUCCUACAUUAAUAUUCGUUACACUUCAUCUAUACACAAUGGAGGAGCAGGAUGGAAAGCGACAUUCCAAGCAGUAUCAAAAGAGGUUACCGAAAUAGUUUAGAACUAGAUUCCAAUGAAUUUCAUCAUGUUUAAUUUAUUUAUUGUCGAAUUAAUGAUUUUGGAAUUAAAAACUUAAACUCA
Molecule: messenger RNA, 11358 nt
Organism: Psylliodes chrysocephalus
Lineage: Eukaryota; Metazoa; Arthropoda; Insecta; Coleoptera; Chrysomelidae
Source: the annotation of a GenBank genome assembly